UUUUUAAUUUAGCCGUGACCCCAACGCGAACGUCUCUUUCUGAAUUGCCUUCCUUCCUUCCCCCCGAUUGAGAGAGAGAGAUAAAUAAUACGAGUAAUAAAAAAAAAACAAUUACAAUACAAACUCAACACACAGUCUCUCCCUGGUUUAGGUUUCAUUCUUUCUCAGAUACACAUAUAUACGCAUACUUACACAUCAUCCAAAAAUUAAAAAAGAAAAGAAAAAGUAUUUGUUAUUAUGGCCAAGAAGAAAGCAACGAUGACCCUGAAAGACUUCCACGGUGGUUCCAUUCCUUCCGAUCUUCCUCUUCCUUCCGCUCCCGGCGUGACUGUGAGGCCUAUGAAUCAUACUGGAUUUGAUCGAAAUAUGUCAUGGUCGAAUUCCAUGGGUCGGCAAGAUCACAGACUGCGACCGGGCUCCGCCGGUUCCGUUAGAACUUUUGAUGACAAGACUCCCUUUCUUUCGCACAAUGUGCAGAUCGGCCGUAACUUUGAUGAAGAUGAAAGGAAGCCUUUGGAUGGCGGUUCUGGUCCACGUAGGACUGUAAGUGAUGACAAUAUCCGUGGUGGUGGUGGUGUGCCGGUUCGGCAUGAAGUGAAAGUUGAUUAUCCGUCGGCUGGGAAUGUGCCUGCUCGACCGUCGACUACUCCUGUGUCGCAGUUCUCUAGUAGUGGCACCGGUGGUUCUUAUGCUGCUAGGUUUGGUGAAGCGGCUAACGUUGGUAGUGGGAGGUCGUACACCAAAAGUAGUGAGAGGUUUGUUGAAAGUACGGUCAGUGGGACGUUUCCAAAUGCGUGGGGACCUAGGAAACCGGCUGUUGGAGUUUCGGAGCCUGUUGCUGCUUCUUGGUCUGCUCCUGAUGCUGCAACCAAGUUAGCUCAUGCAAGUGCACUUGAGAAGGUGACUUCUGGUCGCUGGCUUUCGAACCAAAAUAAGCAGGUGGAUGUUGAGGUCAUCAGACAUCCGGAGCCUGAAGCCAAAGUGCUAGCAAAGGGAAAUACACACACCACGUUUUCCCAAGGAUCGGCGGAUGUUACUAGUGGGAGGGAGUUUCAUGAUGCUUCUUUGGCUCGACAUGCUGACAGGAGCCUGACCGUAAAUGAUGGGGUUCAAGGUCAGCCACCUUCUGUACCAUCAGAGUUAACUGAGCGGCCUAAGUUGAAGUUACUUCCAAGAUCUAAACCAGUUGAAAUUUUGGAACCCCCGGUUGCUUAUAAGCAGAAUAUCCUACUGUCAGGGGAGCCAGUUAUGGUGGAAAUCAGAAAUGAAACUUAUGGAAAUGCAAGUUCCGUGGUACAUACUGCUGUAGCUGGACCAGAGGACGCUCAUCAAGCAAUUGAGCGACCGAGAGUGAAUUUAAAGCCUCGGUCACAACCUCUUGAACAAGUGGAAAAGAGCACUGAAAGAGAAAGGAAUGCGUUGUUUGGUGGUGCUCGCCCUCGAGAAUUGGUUCUGAAAGAACGGGGAGUUGAGGACGUUGCUGUUAAUCAUGACAUGAUCCAGUCUCCUAAUAGGAUGAAAAAGGACAUCACCAGGACCGAGAAUCUGCCCAUUCACCAUAUCGUUACCCCGCGCCAUAACGGGAAACCUGAGUCCCUUGACCAUUACAGAACUGGAAAGACCAUUGAUAGACGGGAUGCAGAAAAAUCAGAUGCUCAGAGGAGAAGCAACUGGAGAAAUGAGAGUCGUAAGAGCAGCAGAGACCUUGAGCAGCAGCAGCCACUGGAGAGACCACCUUCACCGGAAACCUGGCGCAAACCUGUGGACCCUGCACCGCAGGCUGGACCCCGUUAUGGAAAAGCAGCCUCCGCAGUUGAGCUAGCCCAAGCCUUUUCUAAAUCUGUUUCUGAUCCCAAGGUAGCCACCGAUCGGUUCUCUAGCCAGAGAGGGCUUCCUGGGCAGAGCCAGAUUCCAUUUUCUAGGUUAACAAGCCAACCUGCUAGUAGACCUCAUAUCAAUGGACACUGAUUUUCAUACAAUAUAUCAAUUUUUCAACGUACCGAUGAAGCUCAGAACUCAGGACUCGGUUCCAACAAAGAUUGCAUGUCCACUGGCGGUUGUGUCCACUUAAAUAGUUCCAUACUCUCUCACAUGUGAAAUUAUGUGUGGGAAGUUCAAGUUGCGUCUGCUUGACAUGUGACACCCCCAUGAUCACUAGAAAAGUCGAGUGGGAGAAAACAUUACCUUCUUGCUUAGUGCGUUAUUUAUCAGGAAGUUUGAUUUUAACUUAAGAGCAAAAGCUUAUUUGAUGCACACAUCAUUUGUUUUAAGAUGUUUAUGCAUUUGACAGUGUCUUGAUAUUCA
Messenger RNA from Erigeron canadensis, 2304 nucleotides. RefSeq lists its product as uncharacterized. Gene Ontology annotation, molecular function: mRNA binding; translation initiation factor activity. The coding region runs from base 238 to 1968 and encodes 576 amino acids. The record is from RefSeq and is a predicted model, not a curated record. The transcript has 6 exons. Lineage: Eukaryota; Viridiplantae; Streptophyta; Magnoliopsida; Asterales; Asteraceae.